Leguminivora glycinivorella is the source of this 7685-nucleotide messenger RNA. Its product is annotated as cubilin. Bases 9 to 7685 code for a protein of 2558 amino acids. Gene Ontology annotation, molecular function: calcium ion binding. NCBI's taxonomy places the organism in Eukaryota, Metazoa, Arthropoda, Insecta, Lepidoptera, Tortricidae. The transcript has a single exon. The record is from RefSeq and is a predicted model, not a curated record.
GGGACAACAUGUCCGCUCUACUUAUAAAAUGUCUCUUCUUAACCGUCUGGUUUGUGCUCCUCGAUUGUGAAGUUUAUCAAGAUCGACCGAAAAUCAAGACUUCAGAUGGCGACUUAAUAUUACAACCGGCUUUGGACAAAAAUAUAUAUCUACUCCCUAAUGGUCCCAGGUCGAAAGUGUUCAUCGGUGACACAGAUCUGCUUGCCUUCAAUCGCAGCGGCCCUAGCAAUGUACCUUCUGGCCCUGCAUCAAACUAUGAUACAGGUAAUUAUCGAUCAGAUAUAUCCGACAUGUUACGCAGAUUAGACAACCUAGAGAGUCGUGAUAGCCUGUCGACAAAUAAUGCUCAAAUUAACAUGUCAAUGAUAUGGAGAAGAACAAAUAGAAUGCUCACCAGAAUAUCCCAUCUCGAAGCCCAAAUCAGCUCAAUGACGAGAGAUGGGUGUCAAUCAAAUCCAUGUGCUCACGGCGGCACUUGUUUAACGUUAGUUGGAGGCUAUCAUUGCUUAUGUCCAUCUAAUUGGGAAGGAACCGAUUGCGAUGUGGAUGUGAACGAAUGCCGUAACUUUGCCGGAACAGACUUGGGCUGCCAGAAUGGCGCCUCUUGUAUCAAUAAACCCGGAUCGUAUGAAUGUCAAUGCAAGUUUGGGUGGUUCGGCGUCCAUUGUACUCGAAAACAGAAAGAUUGUUCCGGUGGUAACUAUGAAAUCUGCGGCCAUGGAACUUGCGUUGAAGGAAAAACCGGAACUGGUAUUACGUGCUUCUGUAAUCAGGGAUGGACGCAAAACGACACUGGUUCUGCGUGUUUGAUAGACGUCAACGAGUGUGAUCCCAGCCAAGGUCUUCAUUGCUCCGUAAACCCAAAAGUUGACUGUAUAAAUACCCCGGGAUCGUUUAGGUGCGGCGCCUGUCCAGCUGGGUACGAAGGUGACGGCUAUGUUUGCUCUGAUAUUGAUGAAUGCAUGACAAUCCCAAACGGAGGCUGCAGUCCGUUAGUCACAUGUCAUAAUACUAUUGGCUCUCGUAUAUGUGGAAAUUGUCCACCGGGCUAUAUCGGAGAUGGAGUUACGUGUAACUGGAGAGGCACGUGUAGUGUUAACCGUGGCGGUUGUCAUCCCUCGGCUCAAUGCAUCGACAACCCCGGUUUCCUUGGACAGACAAGUCCGUGCGUGUGUCCCGCCGGCAUGGCAGGCGACGGUGUGGGACCCCACGGUUGCUACGUUUCGACUGAAGGCAAUUCUACUCAAAGCUGCGAAAGUAAACCGUGUGUUCACGGACGAUGUCAUGUUCUACGUCAAGGCUACACUUGCAUCUGUUACAAUAGCUACGGCGGUCCUCACUGUGACGCACCGACUGACCACUGCACAAGCAACCCUUGCUACAACGGUGGAGUUUGCAGACAGGAUUCCAGCGUGAGUAAAGGCUUCAGAUGCGAAUGCUUAGCGCAAUACACCGGUGAUCUGUGCGACACUCAAGUACGUACUUGCGGCGGCAUAUUGGACAACGAAGAAGGUAGCCUUUAUUAUCCUUUGCACAAUAGUUCAUAUAAUCACGACUCCAAGUGCGCUUGGGUAAUCCGUACAGUUCCUGAAAAAGUUAUUAAUGUGACUUUCAGUAAAUUUAAUUUAGAAGAAAAUCCAGAUUGUAAUUACGAUUUUUUGCAAAUACACGAUGGUCGUACAUCCGCAAGCCAACUUAUUGGAAGGUUUUGUGGGAAUACAUUUCCGAAAGGAGGUAAUAUAAUUUCUAGUCACAAUUAUUUAUACUUCUGGUUUAUAUCUGACAGUUCAAUUAAUAAAGACGGAUUUGCUUUGCAUUGGACUAGUAUUGCUCCGGUUUGCGGUGGGGACGUAGACGCAACUAAACAUGGACGUAUUAGUUCCCCGGGCUCGCCCGGCAAAUAUCCUCCCAACAGAGAUUGUUACUGGCACUUGCAAACCAAUCUUAACAAACGAAUACAACUACAUUUUUAUGAACUAGACAUAGAAAAGCAUUCUAAUUGUAGCUUUGAUUAUAUUGCCAUUUAUGACGGAGAACACAGCAGCGACCCAUUACUCGCUAAAUAUUGCAAUUCGACCCUUCCGGCGCCUAUCCAUUCGGUUGGCCCAGAUAUCCUCAUUCACUUCCAUUCUGAUGCGUAUGGGGCCGGAAACGGCUUUCAAAUAUCGUUUGCUCCUACCGAGGGACACCCGGGAUGUGGCGGCACGUUCACUAUGGAGAAAGGAGAAAUCGUCUCGCCAUCAUUUAAUGGCUCAUAUCUGCACAAUUUAAUAUGCGACUACAAAAUUCAAACUGGCCCAGAAACUAAAAUUCGUAUAACUUUUGUCUCUUUUGCAUUAGAACGCUCAUUUCGUUGUAGGUAUGAUUAUCUUAAAAUUUAUGAUGGACCCUCGCCCGAUUCGAGACUGUAUGGCAAAUUUUGUGGCAAUACAUAUCCAAAAACCUCGUUUAUAUCUUCAUCUAAUAGUAUUUUUAUGAAGUUUAAUACCGACUAUAACAUAGCUUCUGGGGGUUUUAAAAUAAUAUAUGAAUCAGUCUGUCAACACACAAUACUCGGAGAUAGUGGUGUCAUUAAGUCGCCAAGUUACCCUAAUAAUUACCCAGCUAAUAGAGUAUGCGAGUAUAUCAUCCGUACGACUCCAGGUAAAGCGAUAAUAUUAACUUUCCAAGAUUUUGAUCUCGAGGAAACCGGAGGUAACUGUCGCUACGACAAUGUUGAGAUACGCGACGGUCCUGAUGCAAACUCGACUUCGAUGGGCAGAUUCUGUGGAGGCUCGGAGCACAUGCCACCCCAAAUGAUAUCUACUCAUAAUUUCAUGUACAUUAAAUUCAGUUCCGACAUGAGCCUCUCCGGUACUGGCUUUUAUGCAAAUUACACAACAAUGGAAACAGAAUGUGGAGGUAUAUACAAAGAUAAUACUGGGCUCAUAAAUCAUCCUAAAUCAAUUAAUGAGAACUACGAAAAUAGCCAAACUUGUACUUGGAUUUUAUCAGCUCCAGAAGGAUUUCUUAUAAAACUAACUUGGAAUAGAUUUGACUUGGAAGAUAUGGAAGACUGUGAUAGUGAUUAUUUACAAAUCAUUGAGUUCGAUGAUACUAAUCAGAAUGAUGAUUCGCAGAAAUACUGCGGUACCACUAUGCCACCUGCCCUAACUUCUACUACUAACCGUCUAAUGCUGAGGUUCCAUUCUGAUACCAGCAUACGGAAAACUGGUUUUUCCGUACUGUAUUCUUUCUUAGACGCGAAAAGACAUUGUGGUGGACAUUAUAUCAAAACUCACGGCUACAUAUAUUCACCAGGAUGGCCUAACCAAUAUGAACGAAAUCGUGAUUGUACUUGGACGAUUACAGUACCAGUUGGUCAACAAAUUAUUUUGAAUAUAUCUCAGCUGGAUCUAGAGCAACCAAUAAGAGGAUCGUGUAAUAGCGGAGACUUUUUGGAAAUUAAAAAUGGUGCGUUAGCGAGCUCUCCAUCAGCAGGAAAAUUCUGCGGAAGUUUCCAAUCCAAAACUAUAAAAUCUCUCGGUAACACUAUUUCUCUUCAUUUUCAUUCUGACGGGUAUUUACAAGGACGAGGAUUCAAAGUUGAAUGGGACGGUACAAUCACAGGUUGCGGUGGCACACUCACGAGUGCGUCUGGAUCAAUAUCUUCUCCGAACUAUCCGCAGACCUACAACGACAACGCAGAAUGCUUCUACAAAAUAGUGACUAACCCUGGGUCACGUAUUCAAAUAUCCUUCGUCGAUCUGGACUUAGAACGGACAGCCAAUUGUAGGGACGAUUACGUUGAAAUAUUCGAUGGUCUUACAGUAAAUGAUCCCACUUUAGGUAGGUACUGCGAAAAGACCCCUUCCGUAAAUAGAAUACUAACGUCAUCGAACUACGCCUACAUUAAAUUUAGGUCAGAUAUAUACAUUGGUAGCAAAGGAUUUUAUUUAAACUACAAUACUGUCUGUAACAACAAUAUAACUGGCAGUUACGGUGUUUUAGAAAGUCCUGAUUUCCCAGGUCAGUAUCAGGGUAGUUUAAGCUGUUUGUGGACUAUUACUGUUCCAAAAGGACACAAAAUUAACGUUACUUAUACGCAUUUUGAUAUAUACAAAUCAUUAUACAUCAGACGAUAUCCGGUAUAUGAUAGCAUGUCAGCGACAAGGAGUUAUCCGCCUUGGGGUUGGCCUCAACGUGGAAUCAUGAAUGUAGACGAAUGUGGUCAAGACUACUUACAAACCAGACAAUUACCUGAUACUGAAUUUUCUAAAAAACUUUGUGGUACUACAGUUCCAGCUUCAUUCACUACUAAGCGUAACGUUUUGCAAAUUAAACUAAUGACAACCGGUUUUAUGUCAGCCACCGGCUUUCGAUUGGAGUGGGUGAGACACGGCUGCGGAGGAAAUUUACAAAAAUCAUAUGGGACAUUUUCAUCGGAUAUAAAUGAAUUGUCCGAUGAAGAGAUGGAAUGCGAAUGGUUGUUGCAAGCACCUCUUGGCAGAACCAUUACUAUUACAUUUACGAAUAUAUAUUUAACGGAAACCAACAAUUGUACUACUGAUGCAAUUGAAAUUUAUAGUGGACCAACUGUGAGCUCCCCGCUGGUUACAAAGUUAUGCCGUCGCCAGUCCCCCCCUGUAAUCCAAUCAAAUAGCAACAUUUUGCUUAUACGUUACUUGAAAAAGUCGAACCUCAGGGGAGCGUAUUUUAAAGCUCAAUACAGCAGUUAUCAAAGCGGAUGCGGCGGUAGAUUUAAUUCGCCGACAGGAAUGUUUAUGUCCAAAAAUUAUCCUCAAAAUUAUGACACAGACACAGAUUGUACUUGGCAGAUCUCUGUUUCUAAAAACCAUCGCAUUGAAAUUAAUUUCCUAGACAUAGACCUCUAUUCGACAUCCGAAGAUGACGACUGUAAUGAUUUUAUCAAGAUUUAUGAAGGUUAUAAUGUAUAUAGUAUACAUAACCACAAAAAUAAUUAUUCAAAGCUAAUAUGCCCUAGGUCCGGAGUUACUAAUUAUAUAUCAAAUACUAAUACAGUAGGUGUACAGUUUGUAUCCAACAGUUUUGGAACAUCUAAGGGUUUCAACGCCAAUUUUUCUAUGACUUGCGGAGCGUAUAUCACGGCUGAUUCCGAUGGUAUUAUCACCAGUGAUAAAUACUUAAAUCACUCAAACCGAAGUUGUACGUGGACUUUAGUAGCGCCAAGACCCGAUCAGAAGAUUACACUUACCAUAACUCACAUUUCAAUACCUAAAAAUUAUGAUACCGUUAAUAACAGGAACUGCCCUUCGACCUACCUUAGAAUUCUAGAAGGAAAUGACGAAUACGGUCCCGUUAUUGGUGAAUAUUGUGGGAAUAAAGUACCUCAGAUGAUAGUGAGUCAAGGAAGUGCUCUCACUCUUGAACUAGGCACUUACAACAAUAAUAUCACUGGUCAGUUUUCCGCUCACUACACUAGUCUCAGCAAUGCUUGUGGAGGAUCAUAUACAUCGGAACAGGGUACAAUAGCUUCCCCUAACUAUCCUCUAGCGUACCCAGGCAGUGCGGACUGUGAAUGGAUCCUCAGUACAUCACCGGGCAACAGAGUGUUCGUUAUGUUUGAAAAAUUCGAUUUGGCAUUUUCCGAGGGCUGUAAUGAAGACUACCUUGAAUUACGAGAAAAUAACGGAGCUGGUCAGUUAUUAGGAGUAUAUUGUGGCAACCAGAUACCAACAAAUACGACCAGAGCGACGAAAAUAUAUAUGAAAUUUCACAGUGACAGUAAAAAUUCAGGAAAAGGGUUUCUAGUGCAUUACGGUUUUCUGCACGGAAAUGAAAUCAUUGGCUUAGAGAAGGGUGAGAUAACUUCUCCACUAUAUCCUGCUUCAUAUGAAGGAACUGGUGAAUAUACUUGGAGAAUUAUGUCGACAGAUGAACCCUUGUCUUUGACUAUAGACCGUCUUGAAAUACAUACAUAUGGAACACGCUGCUCAAACUAUUUGGCAAUAUACGAUGGAUAUGACGAUACUGCUCCGCUCCUGCAAGAACUUUGUGGAAUACAGAUCGCUGCGAAGGAAAUCAAAACAUCUAGAAGUGUCGCAUUUAUUAAACUAAAAUUAGAUAACUCUAACACUGGAACUUUAUUCCACAUACGAUGGGCUAAAAGUUCUAGUGAGUCCGAAUCAUCUGAAACUAUCAAUUGUGGUUCUAAUAUAACUGAACUGGUUCGACCAGGGAGAAUUGUCACUGUAAAAUCUCCCGGUUAUCCUGAGCCAUACGCUGAUGACUUAAUGUGUGAGUGGAUAUAUAAAUCUCUACCCGGCCAACAUUUAGCUUUGGAUUUUAUUGACUUUCAACUUGAAGAAAGACCGAAUUGUUUUGCUGACUACGUUACCGUAUUAGGAUCAGAUACCGGUAUGCAAUGGACACCUAUUAAAGAAUAUAUAUGCACAAAUGAAGCUACCCGAAAAAUCAACAUUGACACUUCGUUCAUGAAACUAAUUUUCAAAAGUGAUUACUCAAUGACUGAAAAGGGUUUCCAUGUCCAUGUGUCUUCAAGAUGUGGUGGUCAUAUAUCUGAACCGUCAGGUGAAAUUGGAGUGACUUGGCAAGAGUUAUCACAAGGAUACCUACCAAACAUAAAAUGUCAGUGGAGAAUAAAAGUUCGCCCAGGUCGAGUGAUAAAAUUCAAGUUUGAGCAGUUCAACAUCACCAAUAGGGACAAUGACUGUUAUAAGUACGUUACUGUUCGUAAUGGUGAUUCUGAAGAAGCUCCUCUUUUAGGCAGUGGUAAAUAUUGCGGGUACUCUCAUGAAAAGCGCGGAGAAUUUGAGACGUCAAGUAACGCUCUCUUUGUGACUUUUAAUAGCAUACGAAACCAAGGACAGGUGCAAACUUUUCGAUUGCGCUAUGAGGAGAAGAAUAUAGAAUGUGGAGUGACAUCCAAAUUAGAUACUGAUCAUAGCUGGGAGGUCUUCAAUACUCCCAAUUAUCCCUCCAUUCCACUACCAUAUUCUGAAUGUGUUUGGAUUUUCAGUGGUCCUGUGGGAGAAGUGUUAAGACUAGAUAUUUCUGACUUUGAUUUGAAAUACGACACUGAUUGUAGAAAAGAAGCUCUUGAAGUUAGAAAUGGUGUAUCGAGUUUGGCUCCACUCAUAGGAAGAUAUUGUUAUGACAAACCUGGAUCGAUCAAGUCUACUAGUAAUAGUCUAUAUAUCAGGUACGUCACACAAAGCGAUAUUCCAAAUCGUGGGUUGAGAGCUAACGUCUCAAUAGAUGUUUGCGGUGGAACGAUUGUUGCUAAUUCUGGACAAAUAUCGUCGCCUGGAUAUCCUCACUUAACUCCACUUAGUGAAGGUACAAUAUGUGAAUGGCGCAUAACAGGAUACCCUGGCUAUGUUUUCCAACUGAAACCACAGACUAUGGACUUGCCUGAAUCUGUAGUUUUAUGCGCUACCAAAGUAACUAUUUCAGAUGGCAUUGGAAGUCAAUACAAUACAAAUAUAAGAAUAUCGGACAACACGACACUAAAAACGUUCUGCAAUGAGGAUACUGAAGAUUUAUAUGCGCCUAUCGAAACAUCUUCUAACGAGGUUAUCAUUAAGUACUAUGUUGGUAAAAAUCUUAUUAUCACAAUCCAGAUUCAAAAGGAUUCCGAUUCACAUUCAACUCGUCCAGACCCAUGUGUGGAGGCUCCAUUACAACACCAGAAGGUUACAUAA